AUGAUAAUAAGAAUAGAAGAAAAAUAUGUAAGCAGCGCUGUGCAAGAGUGGUUUGAUUGCCUAAAGUCUGAUGAAGAUAUUCUGGAAGAAGAUAGUAAAGAAAGUAGUAAACUGGUCGAAUAUAGAAUAGAAAUAAAGGAAGAUGCUGAAGGAGGCUUUACUUGUAUUUAUGUGGACAAGCUUAAUAUAGCACACCAAGUGGCUCUGGACAAGCUUGAAUAUGCUCUUGUAAAGGUUAUUGGGUCUCUCCUUGGAUACGAAUCGACCACCCUUCAUGGAUUUACAGUAAAGGAUUCCAGUGGAAAGAAAAUGAAGCCAGCCAUCCCAAUAUUCUUUAGAACAACUCUUGGAGUUCGGAUUCCAGAGAAGUUGGAGUAUUUGAAGGGCGGUUAUACAGACCCACCGGAGAUGGAUGAAGGGAUGAUGAUUCCAUUUGCAUCCACAAGCCCGAUUAUCAAGUCGUUGUUGGCCUCUGUGUCCCUGAGAUUCUCAUCAGAAAGCACAAGGGUUUUAUUGACACUCUACAAUGGAUCUAUGUUUAUGAUGCCGGACACAGCUGACAUAAUCCCUAUGAUCCGUGGAAUGCAGUCCAGGGAAAGCAUGGGGUUGUUUCUCAAGCUCCUGAAAGGCUUCCCAUUCAAGUUUGUAGAAACCUUCAUAAGAGCAUAUCAGCAGCCCUCCUCGCCUGCGAUCAACAAAGAACUGAGUAACUGCUUUUCGGAAUUCCAAAACAAUCUCACAAAGCCUCACAUAAGAUGUAUAUAUAAAAUAGUGUCUAGUGCUCCUGUGUUCUUUGAUGCCCGGGACAAGAUCACUGAGAGGAUUGAGAAGUUUUAUAUCUACAAUGCAAAGGGAUUCAAAAGAAAAAGAGGCCAAUAUCUCAAAUGCAGAGAAGAGCUUUACAUUGACAGAAAUCCCAUUGGAUCAUUGCUGAGAUAUUUCAAAGACCUCUGA
Messenger RNA from Encephalitozoon hellem ATCC 50504, 954 nucleotides. RefSeq lists its product as uncharacterized. The record is from RefSeq and is a predicted model, not a curated record. The transcript has a single exon. Lineage: Eukaryota; Fungi; Microsporidia; Unikaryonidae. The coding region runs from base 1 to 954 and encodes 317 amino acids.